This is a messenger RNA of Scatophagus argus, 2609 nucleotides long. It is a transcript of the gene capns1a, whose product is annotated as calpain, small subunit 1 a. Bases 157 to 807 code for a protein of 216 amino acids. The transcript has 11 exons. Lineage: Eukaryota; Metazoa; Chordata; Actinopteri; Scatophagidae. Gene Ontology annotation, molecular function: calcium ion binding. The record is from RefSeq and is a predicted model, not a curated record.
GAAACAACUGCGAUGCUUGAUCUCAUAUCCUAGUUACUCUCUGUAACGUCAGUUGGGGCGUGUGUUGACGGACCUUCGCCUGCCAGCAGCUGAGAACUCCGACAAAUAUCCUGCUGUCAACUUCAUUAUAGUGCUGUUGCCUCCAGUUGACAGAAGAUGUUUUUUGCCAAGAAGUUUAUUAGUGGCAUCAUUGAUGUUGUCAGCAACAUCGACCCAGAGCAGUUUGUGCCUUCUGAUCCCCCUCCACCACGCAGGCCAACUGUAUAUGCAGAGCAGCAUGAAAGUGCGGAGGAGCAACAAUUUCGCAGAGUCUUCAAGCAACUUGCUGGAGAUGACAUGGAAGUGAGCCCAUCUGAGCUGAUGAACAUCCUAAACAGAAUCAUUUCAAAGCAUGGUGACCUGAAGACAGAUGGUUUCAGCAUUGAGUCUUGCAGGAGCAUGGUGGCAGUCAUGGAUAGUGACAGCACUGGAAAACUCGGAUUUCAUGAAUUCAAACACCUCUGGAACAAUAUAAAGAAAUGGCAGGGAGUGUACAAAUCCCAUGACACUGAUGGCUCUGGUGUCAUUGGUGCGGAUGAGUUGCCCAAUGCUUUCAGGGCUGCUGGCUUUCCUCUCAAUGAACAGCUGUUUCAGAUGAUAAUUCGCAGAUACAGCGAUGAAAAUGGGAACAUGGAUUUUGACAACUACAUUGGCUGCCUCGUGAGGCUGGAUGCCAUGUGCCGUGCCUUUAAAACCCUGGAUAAGGAUAACAAUGGGAGUAUCAAAGUCAAUGUUCAGGAGUGGCUUCAGUUGACCAUGUACUCCUGAAUCUGGCCAAGGGCUCUCCUGCUUGUUACACAGAACCACAUUGUUUGUCUGCCAGUACCAACAACAAAAAAAAAAAUCUCGUUCAUACCUACAACUUCAUAUUAUUCAGAAAAACCCCUGUGGGGGCAGGUUUAUUGAGGAUGUCAGUGUAAUUCAAGUAUUGUGGGAUUGUUUACAGUUCCAUAAUACUUGUUAGACAGAAUUGAUACCGUACUAACCAACCCAGAAAAGCGCAAACCUGCGCUCACAAUUAUACCCAUAGCUGAGGAUCAAAAAUAAAUGCUACCGAUUGUUCUGGACAAGUACGUAGCCAAUGAUUCAGGUGCAUAAAUACAGUACUAUAUUGAAUUGUUGUUAUUUGAUCUGCUUGUUUGGUAUUUGCUUUUGAUCUGCAUCAUGCCUUCCACACAAAAUGGCACAAGUGGAGGCACACCAACUUCAAGAUGUACUACACCCAGAAAUUAGUGAAACAGCUAAUCAAUCAGUGUGAAGGAUCCCACUCUUAAGUGGCUUGAGCUGGUUUCACAGUGACUGUGAACCAGGACAGUUAAUGCUGUUUGGCUGGCUGCUUUAAUGCUAAAAUAGCAUUGGAUAUUUUUAACAAAAAUAAAUAGUGACAUUUAUUUUUAUACCUUAAAAUUCAGUGUCACUUGCUGCCGAAAUCAGGAAAGCUUACUUGUUAUUGUGUAAAGUCUUCCACCAGGCUCUUGUUUUCUGUUGGACUGAGUGGCGGUGAACAGUGGGAAGCUGUAGCUUGGUUGUCCGUGUGUUUUGGUUAGAAUGGCCGCUCACAGGUGUUUCCACCCUUGCUGACUAGUUAUAUCCUUCUCAGAACUGUGUGGGCUUGUAUAGACUGCUUGAUGUGUCUCUUGGCUUUCAUUUAUUCACGCCUUUUGGGGUAGGGCAAUGUACACCUUAAGCAUUCAUAUUAAUGCUUGGACUUUAGUGACCUUGUAAAUUUUCAGAAAAAAAAGCUCCACCAAACUUUAACCUAAACAGAGACCUAACCAACUUUCACAGUAACUGAAAACACCCGUGAGCUCACAAGAAUAAUAAGGGUUAGGCUGUUCCACCCAGACAGGUGCAACAAAACUAACAGGAGUGUUGGGGAAAUGGUUGUCAGUGUGUACAUGUCCAUACAGGUCUAUUUUGAUGUGUGGAUGCGCCAUGUCUUUGCAAAUACUUUAACAGAGAUGAGAAUUAGACAGAUUUGUAAAGUUAUACAGACUUCAGUCAUUUCUAUUGUCUUUGCGAAAGCAGCCCCGAGUCCACUUAUUGUAGAUUCUUGUUUAGGAAAACAGCAAUGUGAGACAGGCCACCAUUUUGGUUACAGAUUAAGAAAAGUAUGGUGGAUGUUUGAUUUAUGGUAUACUCACAUCACAGCCUAUUGUAAGCAGAUCAUAGUUUAAUGAUACACUCCAUUAUUUUGCAUCAGUGUUGCACUGUUACUGUACAUGUAUACAAGUCAGGAAUGUCCGUUUGUUUUGUUUUGUUAGGACAGGCCAAUCUUUUUUGCAUUUGAAUAUUUCCUGCAACUUGUUCACAACAAUAUCAUUUUCUCAGCCUACGGAUGCCUUUUUUUGUCACUGUGUAGUAAAUCAAAAUGCCUGCACCAGAUAAUGUACAAUAUGUGACUCAUAAUAUAUAACAUGUAUACCACUAAUGCAUGCAGCCAAAAGUACAGUUGCCAUUAUUGAACGUUUUUAACCAUGUAGUUAUAGCCAUAGUCAUUAAACUGUUACUGAAAAUGCUUGGUAAAAUAAAUACCUGUGCCAUAUUUGGAAUAAAGGUGGUAUGUUAAA